CAGCCCCCGAGGGCCGGCGGGCUGAGCGGUGAGCUGGGCGCGCGCAGGGCUCGAAGCCGUCCCGCCGCGCACUUCGCCUCCAGCCAUGGGGUCCGCCGCGCUGGAGAUCCUGGGCCUGGUGCUGUGCCUGGUGGGCUGGGUGGGGCUGAUUUUGGCGUGCGGGCUGCCCAUGUGGCAGGUGACUGCUUUCCUGGACCACAACAUCGUGACGGCGCAGACCACCUGGAAGGGGCUGUGGAUGUCGUGCGUGGUGCAGAGCACCGGGCACAUGCAGUGCAAGGUGUACGAGUCGGUGCUGGCGCUGAGCGCCGAGGUGCAGGCGGCGCGAGCGCUCACCGUGGGCGCCGUGCUGCUGGCGCUCGUCGCUCUCUUCGUGACCCUGGCGGGCGCUCAGUGCACCACCUGCGUGGCCCCCGGGCCGGGCAAGGCGCGCGUGGCCCUCACGGGCGGCGCGCUCUAUGCGCUCUGCGGGCUCCUGGCGCUCGUGCCGCUCUGCUGGUUCGCCAACAUCGUGGUCCGCGAGUUCUACGACCCCGCAGUGCCCGUGUCGCAGAAGUACGAGCUGGGCGCCGCGCUGUACAUAGGCUGGGCGGCCUCGGCGCUGCUCAUGUGCGGCGGCGGUCUCGUGUGCUGCGGCGCCUGGGUCUGCGCUGGCCGCCCCAACUUCAGCUUCCCAGUUAAGUACUCAGCAUCGCGGCGGCCAACGGCCAGCGGCGACUACGAUAAGAAAAACUACGUUUGAGGGCGCCGGACCCCACUCCCCGGGGAGCCAGGCCCGAGAGCCGAAGGACCGGCGCGGGGGAGCCCGCGUGGACGGCGGCGGCCCUGGCUGGAUUGUGCCGCGCACCAGCUCCGCGGAACGCCGAGCUUUGCGCACGGUCGCCGCCCUCGGACCAGUCCCUGCUCGCACCGCAUCCCGUCCUCUCUGACCACUGACCAGCUGGACCCUGAGCCGCACCCUGCCCUGAACAGACGAUGGGCACUUGCGAGGACUUGAUCGGUUUCCUGUUUCUGUGCGCUGCAGUGGCCGCGACGUGGGUGAGACCUGGACUCCGUCAGCCCCCGGGGCAUCACUACCGAUGCCGGUAAUUCCUCCUCUGCCCUUGACCGGUCUUGGAUGCUGUCUUACUUCCCAGCGGCUGCAGAAUUCCUAGGGGCAGGCGGAGAGCCCGGGCUGCUGGAGGGGUGUGCACAGCUGGCCUUAUGGACGCCAUUGGGACUUGAGCACAGUGGGUCACUGGCCCUGGCUGCACUCAGCUCCUCAAGGCGGGGCUUGUGGGCACCGGAGUCCAGGCAUGGGAGGGGGUGUGUGUGUACUGGGGGCGGCGGCCCUGCCCUCCUCCACAGCUUGUGGGGUAGUUAAGAAUUUGCUUAGUAAAUGGUUUGAACGUUC
Lepus europaeus (European hare) is the source of this 1393-nucleotide messenger RNA. RefSeq names its product claudin 5 (gene CLDN5). The record is from RefSeq and is a predicted model, not a curated record. Gene Ontology annotation, cellular component: plasma membrane; bicellular tight junction. Lineage: Eukaryota; Metazoa; Chordata; Mammalia; Lagomorpha; Leporidae. The coding region runs from base 86 to 742 and encodes 218 amino acids. The transcript has a single exon. Gene Ontology annotation, molecular function: structural molecule activity. Gene Ontology annotation, biological process: bicellular tight junction assembly; cell adhesion.